AUGGAUGCCAAUUUAUCAGUCAUGCAAGAGCCAUCGUUGCUUGAAAUCCUUCAAUUCCAGUAUCCUAAUGUACUCUCGGCACAGUCAAUGGGCGCUGACCACGCAAAAAUUCCCACGAUUCAGUCUGUAAAGGAUUUGAUCGACGUCCGAACAACGGUAUUCCUACGAAACUUUCUCCCAGGAUGGCAGGACUCUGGACUUCUUGACCAUAUGAGCCAUGCACCGCCCAAAGUCAAGACACCUAAAGCUGGAAACACCACUCUUGUACCGUUAGAAGCUCUUGGCAUGGCUCAAGAAAUGUACAUUGAGCAAGUCGAUGCUAAGUUGAGCGGGCGCCAGGCAGCAAUAUCCUGGCAGGACAAUAUUACAACCUACUCUGAUUCGUCUAUCGAUGUCCAAAAACUCAAUCUCGACAAGAAUUUCAAAGAGCUUAUCAGUACUGAUGAUGACAGAAUUUUUGAAGAACUUUGA
Molecule: messenger RNA, 471 nt
Organism: Aspergillus uvarum CBS 121591
Lineage: Eukaryota; Fungi; Ascomycota; Eurotiomycetes; Eurotiales; Aspergillaceae
Exons: 2
Coding region: 1-471 (156 amino acids)
Source: RefSeq, a predicted model, not a curated record